Messenger RNA from Bombina bombina (fire-bellied toad), 1177 nucleotides. RefSeq names its product serotriflin-like. The record is from RefSeq and is a predicted model, not a curated record. The transcript has 11 exons. Bases 86 to 1177 code for a protein of 363 amino acids. Gene Ontology annotation, cellular component: extracellular region. Lineage: Eukaryota; Metazoa; Chordata; Amphibia; Anura; Bombinatoridae.
GAUCAGUUCAGUUACUAUUAAACGCUUCAAUCACUCUGAAGUUACAAAGCUCAUUGUAAUAAACUCCAAACCUCAAAAAGGGAAUAUGAUGAUGAUUUAUGUCCUAUGCGCCUUGACCUUCCUACAGCACUCAGUUUUACAGGCAUCCCCAGUAACUACACCUAGAAAUGUGACAAAUAAAAGUACUGUUGCUUCAGAUUCUUCACUCACAAGACCACCUUCUACUCCACUUCAGAAUAUUUUAUAUAAGGCAUCCCCAGUAACUACAGCCAUACGUGUGACAAAUAAAAGUACUGUUGCUUCAGAUUCUUCACUCACAAGACCACCUUCUAUUCCACUUGAGAAUAUUUUAUAUAUGGCUAAGCAGCCAUUUUCAUCGCUGUCAACAACUAACAAAACCGUGAGAGGUAUUAUAGUUGAUGCACACAAUAAUUUAAGAAGAAUAGUUAUCCCAACUGCAAAAAACAUGUUGAAAAUGAAGUGGAGUGAUGAAGCUGCAAAAACAGCAGAAAGAUGGGCAAAAACUUGUAUACAAGAGCACAGUAAAAAAGAAUUAAGAAAAAUCCCAAAUUUCAGAUGUGGAGAAAACUUAUUCAUGUCCUCAUAUAAGGCUUCCUGGAAGUAUGUAAUUCAAGCAUUUUUCGAUGAGUAUGUAGAUUUUGAUUAUGGAAAAGGAGCUAAAUUUGUAGGUGCUAAAAUUGGACAUUACACACAGGAAAAUUUUGGUUGUGGAGAAAACCUAUUCUUAUCCUCAUUUAAGGCCUCCUGGAAGGAUGUAAUUGAAUCAUUUUAUAGUGAAGUUGUAGAUUUUCAAUUUGGAAAAGGAGCAAAGAGUGAUGGUCAGGAGAUCGGACACUACACUCAGGUUAUGUGGUACAGUUCAUACCAGGUUGGAUGCUAUGUUGCAGAAUGCCCCAGCAGUCAAUAUCAAUAUUAUUAUGUUUGUCAUUACUGUCCAUCAGGAAAUAAUGUCAAGUCUAUGGGCAAUCCCUAUGAAAUUGGAUCUCCUUGUGGAGCCUGUCCUAAUGGUUGUGACUAUGGACUAUGCACAAAUUACUGCAGAGUUCAAGACUUUUACGGCAACUGCAAGGACUUCAAGGGGUCGUGUAUAACUGAUGCAUCAGUUCGGAAAGAUUGCCCUGCUACCUGCCAGUGCAAUAACAAUGAAAUAAAGUAG